AUCUAGAUCCAGAUAAAUAAAGAAAGGGAAAGAUAUCUAGAAAUCUAGAUUUUAAUAAUAUUUGUUAGCUAUACCACACAGCAGUAAAACAGAAAAAGAAUAUCUAGAACUGAUCUAGAAUCUAGACAAAGUAUUCAUUGAAUAAACUUUGCAUUUCGGCUCAGAAAAUGGGAAGGUGAACUUUUUUUAUAAACCAGGAAGGGGAUUUCCCGAAAAUCGCCUGCCCAGCAUUUUUGACCUUCUGCAGAUAGAAAUUUUUGUACAUCUAGAAUCUGGAUUUAUGCCUAGUCUCUAAUGCUAAUGUCACAGCUGUUAGCUGUUAUCAGUGGUGCAACUAGUACAAGUGCUAGGCUACUGCCUAAAUUUACAACAGUAGAUCUACCAUCUCUACUUCUACCUACUGAUUGAUGUUGUGAUAACUAUGAUGAGGUCGAUGAUAAACUCACCUGGAGCAAGUAAAGAUGGGGGUCAAAUGAUGAAUUCAACACAUAGUAGCCACAGCCUCACAGAUGUAACACUGGAACAGGCUAUACUGAAACUACAGGAAAUAGAUAAAGAAAACAUUGCUCUGAGAGAUAAUCUACGUGAAAAUAAUGCAGUGGUUAAAAAGCAGUAUGAAGCACUGUCAACGUGGCGAAAAAAAGAGCAAGAAAAGUUUGAGCGUACUAAGGCGCUAAUUACAGCUUUACGAGAAGAAAACCAGGAACAUCAAGUCAAUUUAAUGGCUAAAGCUGAUAGAGAGAAAGAGCUCACUCAGAGAAUACAGGUGCUGGAGGAAGAAAAGGCCCAUCUACAACGGCAAAAAGUUAUCAGUGACCAGCGAUUAAUUAAUUUUACUAAAAUUGCUGCAGAGCAAGGUAUGAAAGGAUUGCCUUCAGAAGACAUAGGAGAUUUUUUAGAUGAUCCUCAAGCGAUGGUGUUUGUGACUACAUCGGAAAAAGAAGAAAUAAUCUCAAAUCUUGAAAACGCUGUUGCAAGUAAAGAAGAACUCAUAUCACAGUUGAGAACAGAAAACAUUAAGCUGGAACAUGAACUGACCAAAACCAGAGAGGCCACCAAGCAACUUCUGCAGGACAUGGAAGCCCAGCAGAGAAUGAAACAAAGUAUUGAAGAGGAUAACAGAAACCUUACCAAGCAGCUCUUGGCCUCAGAGGAAAAGCUGCAUGCACAAAUGAAGUCUGUGAUAGCUGGUACAAAACGUGAAAUGCUAGUUGGUAAAAGUUCCCAGGGAUUAGCUCCCCAUCGUGCCGCUGCUGAAGAAAAUAUGGAUGACACAGCAUUUAGUUUUCCUGAAAAUGUGGAUGAUUUAAUGAACAUUGCAAAAUCUCUGGAGGCCAAGCAGGUUGAGCAGAGAUCUGUGGAGGAAUUAAAACUCCAGUUGUCAGAAAAUAACAAAGCCAAGCAGGCCAUGGAGAAAGAGAUGGACAAGUUAAAACUUGAGUUCAAAGCUUUGUCUGUGCAACACAAAGAUGUAACAACAAAGCUGCAUGAGAUGGAAGCCCAAAGCAAGGAAACAGCUGACAGGCUGGCUCAGGAGUAUGAGCUCAAGUUGAUGGGGAUGGCCAAAAACAAUGCACAGGACACCCGGACACUCCAAGCAAGUGAAACAGAAGACAUGUCCAUCCUGAGGUCACAAGUUCUUACUUUAAUUAGAGAAGUUGAUGAAGCUCAGAACAAACUGUCUGCUGCCAUGGAAGCUAUUAAUGUAAAAGAUGACAGGAUCAAAGAACUCGAGCAACUGAGCACCAACUUGAAACUGGAGUACCAGCGACACUGGCAGGAGUCAAAUGACAUGAUACAACAGCUGCGCUCUCAGGUCAGCCAGUACCAAAAGUCCCAACAAGAAAACAUUAGCUUCAGACUUCAACACCAGCGAUUACAAGAAAACUUCAGUAAAUUAGUGACAGAUUAUAAAGAGCUCCAAGAAAUGUUUGAAAGCUAUCGUCAACAAAUGGAGAGACAACCACAGCGGCACAGUAAAGAGGCCCUGGAAGAAAUCAACAGACUAACAGCACAGGUCAUAGCUGCAGAUGAAGCCAUCGCAUACAGGGAUGAACAGAUAGAAAUGCUGAGGCAGAGAAAUGCUCAUGAUUCACAGCUGGAUGAAGAAAUACAACUCCUUAAAUUUCAGGCUGAUUUGUACAAGAGUGACUUUCAAGCUGAGAGGGAGGGGAGGACGAAACUGGCAGAGGAAAAAGUCAAACUUUUAGAAGACCAAGAGAAAUUGAUUGUAAACAUUCAAGAGCUGCAAGAAAGUAACAGGAGGCUGAAAGAAGAGUUGGAUACAUUCAACCAGAGACAGAUCAACGAGAUGCAGCGUCGACUCAGGGAGCAAAGCAUGCACUCAACAUUAGAAAGUUCCAACAGAUAUCAAACUCCUCCACAACAAUCUUACCGCCCACCAAGUACAUACUACAUGCAGGAGUCUGCAGCCUCUCAGCAAGCUACACGAAGACCUACAGAUGAUGAUGACGACCUGCAGAGCUUUCAACAGUACGAGUGUCCCAAAUGUGGCAUCAAGUACCCUGAUGUAGAUUCCCUGCAGCUGCAUGUGCCAGACUGUAUUGAUAACCCUUAACUUUGGCACAAAUUAUUAUAAAAAACAUAACACAGGUACAAGCUUCAUUGUGGUAACCAAGACAUUCUUAAACAAUUCAUGCUCUGGAGUUGUUUGUUUAAAUAUUAAUUGUUGAGUGGAAAAAGAAGUAUUGUGCUUACAUAAUUUAUUUUGGCUACAAAGUUUAGUUUUAUAGACUUUAUUUUGUUCUUCAAACUGUAAUUUAAGCAGGUUUGUUGGUCUUUUUUAUUGGUUUUUUUUUUUUACAUCUGUGAUUUGUGUAUAAGGCAAUUGAAUGAUUAUUUGCAUAUUGAAACGAUUUACUACAUUAAUCAUUUAUUUAAGGCGCACAUUAUAAAAAUAAGGAUUGGUUGUUCUUAACUGAACAUUUCCAUAGUAUGAAUGUAUAUUUUAUUCCAAAUGUUAUUUUGUUAAGUGUACAUUUUAUCUGACCAAUUUAGGGGAUGGAAUAUUUUAUUUUGUGUCACGCAAGACCUGUAUGAUAAGCAAGGACUUUUAAAAAAGUGUAAUGCUUUAGUUUCCUCAGUUUACUGGAGAUGGAAACAAGUGCAAUUAAAAUACAGGCGAGUUUUGUUGAUGUCAAUUUCAUAAGGAUGUCUUUUAUUAUGUAAUACUUUUUUAAAAUGUUUAUACUGAUUGUUGACAAGGCAACCAUGAUUUGAUUAUCUGUGGAUCAUCAUUCUGUUUUUAAUUGACUGUCUAGACAUUAAUAAUGACCAAUAAAACUGAUCAU
This is a messenger RNA of Physella acuta, 3311 nucleotides long. RefSeq names its product NF-kappa-B essential modulator. Gene Ontology annotation, cellular component: Golgi apparatus; nucleus; cytoplasm. Gene Ontology annotation, biological process: regulation of canonical NF-kappaB signal transduction; protein localization to Golgi apparatus; Golgi ribbon formation. The record is from RefSeq and is a predicted model, not a curated record. Gene Ontology annotation, molecular function: K63-linked polyubiquitin modification-dependent protein binding. NCBI's taxonomy places the organism in Eukaryota, Metazoa, Mollusca, Gastropoda, Physidae.